Messenger RNA from Clunio marinus, 348 nucleotides. NCBI's taxonomy places the organism in Eukaryota, Metazoa, Arthropoda, Insecta, Diptera, Chironomidae. The record is from the annotation of a GenBank genome assembly.
AUGUCAGAGAAAUUAUUAAAUGAAAGUAGUCAACCAUUAACAUCUCGAGUAGUAAAGGAAACAUGUUAUGAUGGUGACUCUGAAGAUUCAAUGUACCUUGAAUCAAACACAAGCUUUCCAUCAAAUGACAAUGAUAGUGUAGAAGUUUUAUCAAACACUUUAGCUAAAUAUUUGUUGAAUUAUGAAAAAACUGACAUGAAACGUGAUGAUAUUGGCGAGAGCGUAAAGUUGCAACCAAAAUCUGCCAAGGAUGUCGUCACAUAUAAAGAUCUUAUCGAAUUUUUAUCUGGACAACCUUUCGAUGAACCUGAACCUGAAGGGGGCAAUUUGCUUCAUUGGUCUAAGUGA